CAAGCUGCCUAGUGAAUGCACACGGGCAGCGCGUAGGAUAGAGGACUAUAAGUCAUGGCAGGCCACAGAACUUAUGACUUUUCUGCUGUCUACUGGUUUCGUGGUCCUAAAAGGCCUUAUUAAGGGCCAUUUGUACAACAACGUCCUGUUACUUGUCGUGACAGAGAGAGUUCUAGCGACACCCGACCAAUCUGGGGACACUAUUAGGUACUGUACAUACUUUAAUACGAAUAUAAUUUACAACGUUUACAGUGUUAUACACUUACCGGAAGACGUCCUGAGACAUGGACAGCUAGAUUCGUUCUCAGCCUUCCCAUUUGAAAGUUAUUUAGGAUCACUGAAACAACAUAUAAGAAAGCCAAGCAGUCCACUUCAGCAGACUGCACGAAGACUUAAUGAGGGUCUACUGAAGGAGUCCAGUUUUGGUGGAUCUCCUUAA
This is a messenger RNA of Dibothriocephalus latus, 439 nucleotides long. The record is from the annotation of a GenBank genome assembly. NCBI's taxonomy places the organism in Eukaryota, Metazoa, Platyhelminthes, Cestoda, Diphyllobothriidea, Diphyllobothriidae.